This is a messenger RNA of Amborella trichopoda, 1854 nucleotides long. RefSeq names its product magnesium (Mg) transporter 10 (gene MGT10). Gene Ontology annotation, cellular component: chloroplast envelope. Gene Ontology annotation, molecular function: magnesium ion transmembrane transporter activity. Lineage: Eukaryota; Viridiplantae; Streptophyta; Magnoliopsida; Amborellales; Amborellaceae. Gene Ontology annotation, biological process: magnesium ion transport. The record is from RefSeq and is a predicted model, not a curated record.
GUUAGAAGGGAAAUGUAACCGCUCUCUAGAAUUUCCCUUGGACCUUUACGUGCCUUUGUCCACUGUGAUAGGAUAACAGUCACCACUUUUACUAAAAUGAUAUUUGAGGCUGGCAUUUCACAAGAAAGCAGAUUUUUCUUCAUGGCUUUUUGAAAAGUACCAGGUUCAACAGAAGCCAUUGCUUUGCUUACAUUCAAGCAAGGAUUUUUAGCCCAUCUAUGUCCAUGCCUGAAAGUUAGGGAUGGCUUCUUUGAUCUCCUUCUCUCCAACCCCAGCACCUGAUCCUUCCUCUCUCUUGACCUCCAAUUUAGUUCAUAGGGUGUAUUUUGCUCUGCCCCAUCUUUUAUCUGCGAGAAAGGCACUGGUUUUGAGCAGUUGUGUGACCCAAGCUAGUGAGGGAAAGCUUGGUGAAUUGGCGAAUGAGAAGAGGGUUGAGAAAACUGGGGAACAAGAAUGGGAGGAGAGGGGAGAGAGCGAGUCUUCUGAUGUCAGAGAUGCGAGGGGGAGCAUUGAUGGCGCACAUGGUAGCGUCUCAUUCAACAGUAGAGGCCCUGAUUUGAUCUCUCUUGGGAUUAAAGAGCCUGUUUAUGAGGUGAUAGAAGUGAAGUCAAAUGGGAAGAUGUCGAAAAAGAAUAUUAACAGGCGGCAAUUGUUAAAAUCAAGUGGCCUGAGGCUCCGUGAUAUUAGAAGUGUUGAUCCAUCCCUAUGGUUGACGAAUUCAAUGCCAUCUUUGCUGGUUCGUGAACAAGCAAUUUUAUUAAAUCUCGGUUCCUUACGUGCAAUUGCCAUGCCUGAGCGUGUCCUUGUUUUUGAUCAUAAUCGUAAAGGUGGAAAAGCUUUUCUAGAAUCGUUGUUGCCUCGGUUAAAUCCGAAGAACUCUAGUGGAGGGCAAUCAAUGCCAUUCGAGCUAGAGGUAGUUGAAGCUGCCUUGCUUUCUCGGAUACAACAAUUAGAGCAGGAACUGAUGGAUGUGGAACCCCGUGUCGUAGCAUUGCUUGAAGUUCUGCCAAAUCGGUUGACAGCUGAUGUGCUAGAGCAACUUCGUCUUAGUAAACAAACACUGGUGGAAUUGGGUUCUAGAGCAGGAGCUUUGAAACAGAUGCUUUUCGAUCUUCUUGAAGAUCCCGAGGAAAUACGGCGCAUAUGCAUCAUGGGAAGAAAUUGUAUAUUACGGAAAGGAACUUCAGAAAUGGAAUGCUCAGUACCCAUGGAAAAACAUAUCGCAGAAGAAGAAGCGGAGGAGAUUGAGAUGCUUUUGGAAAACUAUCUGCAGAGAUGCGAAUCUUGUCAUGGUCAAGCCGAGAGACUUCUGGAUUCAGCAAAGGAAAUGGAAGACUCUAUUGCCGUGAACUUAAGCUCAAGAAGGCUAGAAGUAAGCAGAGUAGAGUUGCUUCUCCAGGUUGGGGCAUUCUGUGUUGCUGUGGGUGCUUUAGUGGCUGGCAUAUUUGGAAUGAAUUUGAAGUCAUACCUUGAAGAGCAUAUGUGGGCAUUCUGGUUUACAACAGCUGGAAUAGUCAUCGGUGGAAUGGCUGCAUUCUUCAUGAUGUAUUCCUAUCUUAGGGCAAAGAAAAUCCUUUAGAUUUUUUUUUCUUUUCUUUUCUUUCUUUGAUUGAUAGCUUCAUCUCUCUUACAAGGUGGAUCCAUUUCUUGGAGAUGCGAUUUGUUUCCAUGCGGAUGUCUUUUGAGUAUGGGCAAAUGGAAGUUAGUGGUUGUUAAAAAGUUGGAUUCUCCUGUCCCCAGGACUUGUACAGUUUCUAGUAUGUGUCGUUUUGGGCUUUCUCCAAUAUUUUGAUAUGUACACCACUAAAUCCUUAUUCAUUAUAAAAUAUUUUGUCUAUUUCAUUUUACAAUCAA